UUAAAAAAAACGUUCGUUUUGUGCAAUGUUGAAAUAACAUUAAAAUACUUGAUUAAUGGUCGUCAGUGGAGCGGUAAUUUGGAGUUUUAUUAUGUAAUCUAGAUAAUUAUCAUGAUGCUGUAGAGACAACGGGUCAUUAUUUUUGGUUAACGUUCGGUAAUGCGAGGGCAACACAAACAGAGUUAUUCCCAGCAGCAGUCCUCCAUUCCUUGAGCAGCAGCACCGAUUGGGACGCGGUGCAGUGCAGAGCACAUCCCUAACGCCGCGUUCGGUGCGGGAGCCUCCGCACCACUUCCCCCUCCCCCCGCCUUCUCUCUCUCUCUCUCUUUGCCUGGGCUGCUUGAGUUAUCCGCAGGCGUAGGCAAGGCAAGGCCUGAGGUACUAGCUGAACCUGUCUGAGAGCAGAACGGCGGGCCGUCUCCCGGAGAGGCUGCGCACAGUGGUCAAUGUGAGCUCGUCACAGUUCUCGCUUCUUGCCUCUUCCAGAGGCUGAGGUAAACAUCGGGAGCACGGCAGCCACCAUCGGGUUCAAUGACUAGCAGUACAAAGUAUGGCCUAGACAGAACAAAAUGCAGAUGGAGAGAAUUAUAAAGAUUCCACAAUAUUCCUCUGUCACAAGUUGGUGCUUCAUCCGUCUGUGAUCCAUUACCUCUAUUGAUCUUUUGUCUUGGUGCAAUGGCUUGCAAGCUAGCAACUCAAAGUUUUCUUCAAAAAUUAAAACUUCUGUUAAUUAUUGUUUGUCUUGGAUCCAUUGUGACUUGGAUGGGAACCAGUAAUGUACAGGAGCUAGUAAAGGAAAUUCGCCAGCAACCUGUGAUGCUUAGAUUUUGGAAGAUGGCAAAGCAGCUUGAAGAACAGACAACAUCGAAGUGUCCACCUUGCCCACCAAAAUCAUCUCCAACUCCAGCACAUAUGCCAUUGUGCCCAUUUCUAACACCAUAUCUACAUGGUGCAAAAAAGUUAAAAUUUGAUGCACAACUCACCUUGGCACAAGUUCAGGAGAACAAUCCAAAAGUACAGAAAGGGAUGUAUGCACCUCAAGAGUGCCAUCCGCUUCAACGUGUUGCUGUACUGAUUCCGUAUAGAAAUCGGGAAAGACAUCUACUAUAUUUACUUGAGCAUCUGCAUCCACUUCUACAGCGGCAGCUUCUGGAUUAUGGGAUAUAUGUUAUUAAUCAGGCUGGUAAUGGUAGGUUUAAUCGAGCCAAGCUAUUGAAUGUGGGUUUCCUGGAAGCAAUGAAGGAGCGCAAGUGGGACUGCUUCAUUUUCCAUGAUGUUGAUCUUAUCCCAGAGAACGACUUCAAUCUGUACCUCUGUGAUAAUGUGCCAAAGCACCUUGUUGUGGGCCGGAAUGCUACUGGAUACAAGAAUCGCUACGCUGGUUAUUUUGGUGGAGUAACAGCUUUGACUAGGGAGCAGUUCACGCAAGUCAAUGGGUUUUCAAACCGUUAUUGGGGCUGGGGUGGAGAGGAUGAUGACCUUCGGAUAAGAGUUCAGCUGCAAAAAAUGAAAAUUGUGAGGCCCCCCAGUGAAAUUGCCAGAUACACAAUGACUUUCCACAAAAGAGACAAAGGAAAUGAAGUCAAUAAUGAUAGGAUGAAGCUUCUGAGGGAAGUCUCUCAAAACUGGAAGAAAGAUGGUUUGAACUCCUGCUCCUACAAUGUGCUAUUACAAGAUCAUAAGCCUUUAUACAUUAACAUCACAGUGGACAUAGGUGAUCCCCAUCACAAUCCAGGAGUUGCUGCCUAAGUGGAGUGCACUUACUUUCAUUAAUGGCUUUUAGAUUGCUGACUAUUCUUCAGCCAUUGUACUGAUUCUUCUUUUGAGAUAAGUGAUCAGAUCUUUGGGUUGCUGAACUUGCAAUAACUUCUCUGUAAGGGACAUUUUGUAUGUUGCUAGAGAAUCUUCAUGGAUGAACUAUGUGCAAUAAGUCUUGACUUUUUUUGAGACUGGAAGAAGUGAAUCUUUUGGUUAAUAUUACAGUUGGGCAAGCAAGGUAAAUAGAAAUUGCUCAAGCACUAUAUUCCUUCACAUUUAAUCUGAGUGUUGUACAAUUCUAGGUUGAAAUCUUCAAAUCUCUACCUAAUGGCAGGGUGGAGAACCUUCAUAAAGACUGGUUCUUCAAAAUGGUCACUCAUCAAUACCUUCUCAAUUAGGGAUAGGCAAUAAAUGUGACAUCAAUAGCCCAAUGAUGAAUAAUCCCCUUUUUGUUUUUUUGGCAUUUGUACAGAGAUUUUGGAUGUGAUUGUGGGUCUAAUAUUUCCUUUUCAGAGGACUGAUCAGCUCUUUGCUGAACCAUUAGUAAUUUUCAUUAUGGAAACUACUAUUAACUGCUGGUAACUGGAGAAACGCAUGAACAACUAGGUCCCUGGAUUUAAAUUCCUUUACAGGGUUUGAGGAAGUACUUCCCAUUCUGUAAUCAUUGGGGAAAUUUUUGCUGAGAUUUAUCUGUAAAAUGUAAAAAAAAACUGAAAAACCAAUUGGAGUUGAAAGGGGUCAAAACCCCUCUCCAUAUAAUUACCAUUACAGGUUUGUGAUUAAAGUUUACAAAGAAAAUCACAAGGCCAGCUAUCUGCGGGUGAAGUCUACAACAGGUCUUUCACCACUACUUUCUUUAUAUUUUCUUUGAGUAAUUUGUGAUAAUAAUAUUUCCAUUAUGCAACCAUAAUAUAGCUAACUGAUACUUAGAUCAAUGAAUCACAUGCAACUCGCCUUUUUCAAGAACUGGCUUGAAAUUAAAGUAUGAUGGGGGGGAAGAAGUCUGAAUUUCUUUAGUCAUCUUGUAAAACUGUAUUGCUCUUGCACGACAUAGCAUAAAGGUCAUGAAAAUUUAAUUUUUAUUAAUUUGUAAGGAUGAGUAUUUUUAGGGCUAGCAUAUAUUGCCUUGUCUAUUUGCUAUUGAGAAGAUGGUGGUAGGCUAUCUUGAAAUGCUGCAGUCCUGGGGAAGCUGAUCCACGAUUCUUUUAUUCUGGGAUUUGGACCCACUGAUGAUGAAGGGGGCAUGAAUAUAUUUCCCAUUCACGAUUGUAGGCAACUGUUAAAAUUUCUUUGCUCCAUUAAACAGUCCCUGCUGAUUUACAUUUUGACUGCAAAAAUAUGUUUUAAUAUGGAUCUCUCCACCAUUCUUCCACCAAAGUUAUGUCAACAAGUUGACCAAAGUAGAAAUUUUUAGACUUGUGUAGAUAGCUAAGUGAAAAUUAGAAAGGCUAGUUAAAUAAUUUAUUCCAAAAACACCUUUAAAAGAAUUAAUUUGCCAUUGUAAUCAUUGCAUAAAAUUUACAAUAAUCCUUAAAUUGGCCUGUUGUAUAUGUACAUGAUCUUCCAAUGGUGAAUCCACCCAUUAUCUGUUGUGCAGUUUUAAAUUCUGGGAUAUUGCUAAUUUCUUAAUGAGAGACUAAGAUGAGAACUGGAGGUAACAUUUGUUGAUAUUUUAACAAGGUUAUGAAUUUGAGAAUUAGAAGAAAAGUCAAUGUGUCAAACAUUGGUCUUUUUAUCUCAAUCUGGAUGUGAAUUGAAUCUAGACCUGUAGGGAAUCAUAUUAUGCUCUAUCCAUUGGCUUGCUAUGAACAUUGAAUAGACUUGUAGCAGAAAUAUGAUUGUAACUGGUAUUCUCAAUUAUUGUGGGAAAUGGGGAGAAAAUGGGAAUAUUGAUGCACUGUUCUGGAGUUGGGUCUAUAAUGCAUUAUGUUUUUUUUCUGCAUUUAAUUACACUAUGUCAAAGCUAGACAUCCAGAGCUAGUUUCAUUUGUUAUUCAUCUUGCAACACAACCUUCUCUCUUGAUGAGCAAAAUGUGGUGCACAAAAAUAUAAUUCCUUCUCCUGUGGUACUAUCUUUGGAGUAUAGUCAAAAAUUGCGUUCUUUGAAUUUUGGGUAAUUUUUUCCCUUUCUCCCCCCCCCCCCCCACCCCACCUCUCCUUCCGAUCCACCUCUGGUCAUCCCAUUUUUGUCCCCUUUCCCACACACACACACCCUCCAGUCUCCCAUCAUCCAUUUUUGUCCCCAUCCCUCUCCUGGUUCCAUCCCCCCACUACCCACACAUUUUACCCACUGGAUCUCCCCUCCCCUCCCUCCCCUUCCCCCCCCCCCCCAAUCUGGUUCUGUUUGCUUACCUCUUGCCUAAUUGGCCCCAUUAUCUUCCUUACUUAUCAGAUUACAACACCGGUGGUUACCUUGUGUAUCUUUCUUGACACCCUCCAAGACAGCCUUUUUCCCCAACCCCCCAGCCUUUAUCUGCCUUAUUUUUGUCUGCCUCCACCUAUCAUCCACCUACUUCCUGUCUCCCAACUCCACCCCUCCCCUACCUGGCACUAUCUGCCCAACAUCCUUCACCCAUUGCCAGUCUACCAAUUACCACUGGUCCCUGUCUCACCAUUCUCCCUCUUCACGCUUGAUACUGAUGCAGGGUUUCAAUCCAAAACAUCAACAAUUCCUCCCACCCCCACCACCACCAAUAGAUGCUGGUCAUCCUGCUGAGUUCCCCCAGCAUGUUGUAUGUUGCUCUAGAAAUCUAUGUGGUUGUGUGGCUUAUUCAGAGUGUAGAAAUUGGCAUGUUUUGCAGACGUUCAGUGCCUGAGCACCUUCAUUUGGAACUGGUACAAGGACUUGUUAAUUGAGUCCACUGGCAUCUUGAUUAUGCCCUCGUGCUUCCGAGGAGGAAUGCAGCUUGUGUGAUGGGCUUUGAUGUUGUAGCCAAUUGGGCAACCUAACUUUUGGAUCAUAACUAGGUGAAGGCUUGGGACUACUUUUGGUCUAUUCACUGGCCUGCUUCAGGUGCAGAUAAUUUUUUAACCCUUUAUUUCCAUUGGGUAGCUUAUAUGUUGCAAUGGGGAUGGAGGAGGAUAGUGAAAAACUGCUUUUAAGGUAUGAGUAGAUUAAUAUGUGGUGCAGUAUCCACAUCAUAUUGCAGUCAUCUCUACAGUUGAAAAAAGUUAAUGUAAAUUGUAAUAAGGAUUUUAGAAAAUUAAAACAGAAUUAUUUCUACAAAUCAAUUUAUAGACUGCUAAUAUUGAGAGAUUCUCCAGUUCAGACUUCGGUAAAAAGGAAAGUUUGGUUGAUUGAAUAAAGGGCUAUUCAUUUGCUGCUAGUUUUCUGGCUGAAUAUUGCAAUUGACCCAAAAGCCAAAAAUGCAGCAAGGGACUGAUCUUUUCAAUUAGUUUCCUUUUGAUUUGAUUAAACUGCUGAGUUUUAUCAGCAUUUUCUGUUUAACUUUGCUUUAAUUUGAUUUUUGUAUUUGCCUGUAGACACAUUGAGGCCCAGAAAAUGCCACAAUUGUUAAAUGUAAGCGAUUUGCUACAGCAUAUUGUAUAGCUCAGCCAGCAGGCAAAAAGGAAGUGAGUUUUUGGUGUAGCGAUUGUAUUGCAUGUGACUCAAAUGGAUCCUUGUAAUGCCUUGGAAGUUUUAUAAGCAAAAUGUUGAUGCACAAACGAAACUUUAUUCUGAGCCACUCCUUUUGGUACCUUGCUAUUUGUAUUUAUUACUACGAAGAGCCCAUGUUUGCUUAGUGAUCUUUAUUCCUGACCAUCAUUCUGAAAGUCGUAUAAAGAAUUGGGUCUAAACCUGUUUCAGAGGUGUGACUGUGAGCUGAUUAAUGGUUAUUGAUGACGUGGCCCCCAAGACAAAAACAGUGUGGAUAUAAUCAGGAGAUAGAAGAGACUGCAGAUGCUGGAAUCUGAAGCAAAAAGCAAAAUGCUGGAGGAACUCAGCGCAUCAAGUAGCAUCUGUGAGGCAAAGGAAUACUUGAUAUUUCGAAAUGUGGACUAUCCCUUUGCCUCCAUGGAUGCAAUCAGAUGAGAGGAGAAUUGAUGUAACAAAUUGUGAAAUGACUGAGUCAGCAGUGGAAUCACUGCUACGAGGUAACAAACUCUGGGAUGUGGAAACUAAACUAUUGGUGCACAUGUGGAAGAUAGGAAAAGGAAACUUCUAGGUCCUUGAAACUUGCAUAACGGAAUUAAUUUUCCCUUGUCACUGCACGUGAUUUAUGUUAAUUCCAGUGAACAGCCACAAACAGCUAAAGUGAUUCCAGUUAACAGCCACUAACCAAGAAACUGGUUAAUUCCCACAAUGGGUUAAAAAUAUCUUCAGUGCAGUUGAAUUGUGAACUAUUGGUGUUUUCACUUGCUGUGAAAAAUAAUUUUGAAGUUAUGCAAGGCAUUGGGAUUAACUUUUAUUUGUGCCAGCCAACCUUAAUACUAAUUUUUUGAUUGGUUGCCAGCCAUUUUUUCCUUGAAUAUACAAAGAUAAAUUAUUUCCCUUUUUUGAUUAGGAAGGAACAUAUCUUCAUGCACAUGUUACACAAGUUAUCAGUAAAAUUAUAUUUUAUAAUGAUCAGUUGGGGGUAAUUACAAAUCUUCAUGUCUUCCAAAGUGAUUGCAUUUUAUAAUGUUCACUGGAGAAGCUACAGCAAAAUCUGUUUUCUAAUUACGGGAAGGGUUGAUUUAAUUUACAGCAGAACUGUUAUAACUGACUAGAUUGAAAUCACUGACAUAAUUCUGAUUUAUUGAGUCUUCAUUGUACAACUGACUGAAGUGCACAAUUUAGGCAAGUAUAUUAAUAUCUUUAUAUUUAAACUUUUUUUUUAAGAGUAUUGUUUUGUUUUCCAUUUGCAGUUUAUAUUUCCUCUAAACUGAAGAAAUCGUCUUUCCAGAUUUCUCUGUUCUAUAUGGAAUCAUUUUCUUCAUUUCUCUAAAUAAAGUUUUUUUUAGAUAUAUAAAAAUUUCCCACCAUACAAUUGUUCAACAUCAAAGAGUUUUAAACUAUGGUUGAAGGAUACAUUUUGUAUUUCUAUAGAAUAGCUUUUUUUAAAUGAUAUUUGUCCAUCUGAAAUAAACUUGCACUGAAAAAAUGUUUUAAUGUGAAAGCUCUGUAAUAUUGCUGCAAUGAAUUUGAGUCUUGCUAAUUUGCACUCAAUAAUCUCACUGAACCGAAGUCUGCUGGAGGAGAUUUGUGUUGAUCAAUGGAAAUAAUAUUAAUUUUCACACAAUGAUGUCACUGAAUCAGCCUAUUGGAAGAGAUCAGUGUGGAUCUAUGGAAAUGAGCAUUCAAGGACCAAGUAUCUGAAUCAGAUUUGUUAUCACUGACUUAGAUGACGUGAAAUCUGUUGUAGAGUGCAAAGACAUAAAAUUACUAUAAAUUACAAAAAUAAAUAGUGCAAAAAGAAAAGGAAUAACGAGGUAGUGUUCAUUGACUGUUCAGAAAUCUGAUGUCAGAGAGGAAGAAGUUGUUUCUGAGUAAUUAAUUGUGGGUCUUCAGGCUCCUGUACCACCUCCCUAAUGGUAGUAAUGAGAAGAGGGCAUGACCUGGAUGGUGAGGGUUCUUCAUAAUGGAUGCUGCCACCUUGAGGCAGCGCUUCUUGAAGAUGUCUUGGGUAGUGGGGAGGGUUGUGCCUGUGAUGGAGCUGGCUGCGUUUACAUCCCUCUGCAGCCUCUUGUGAUCCUGUGCAUUGUAGCCUCCAUACUAGGCUGUAAGGCAACCAGUCAGAAUGCUUUCCACUGUACGUCCAUAGAAAUUUGUAAGAAUCUUUUGGUGACAUACUAAAUUUCCUCAAACUCUUAACGAAGUAGAGCUGCUGGUGUACCUUCUUUGUGUAUAAUAUAUUCAAGCAAUAAAACACACAAAAGGUUAAGAGUGGAGUAAAUGGUGAAUAACUUUGUAGUGGAGAAUUCUAAUUGAAAAAUUCUGGAACAUGGCAACAGUAAAAAGGAGGUAUUAGCUUGCUAGCAGACUUAAAGCUUGGUAAAUCCCUAGCAGCUUUGUAUCCUAGGCUGCUUUGGGGAAGCAAGGAAAGACAGGCUGGGGGCCCUGACAUGAUUUCAAAAUCUUCGUUGGCUAUAGAUGAGGUUCCAGAAGACUUGAGGACAACAAGAAGGGCAGCCAGGAUUAGCCAGGUAAUUACAGGGAAGUAAUUCUAAUGUCAGUGGUAAGACGGUUAUUGGUCAAAAAUUCUGUGAGAUUUGACACGAAUUUUAAUGAUGAGGGAUUUAUUGAUGAUAAUACGUUUUGUACAGUGAUAGGAAGUGGUUUGAUUCUCUUGGUGGAGAAGGUCAUUGUCUGGCCUGAGAGCACUUGCCACUUAUCAGCCCAUAUCUAAGAGGGUUAUAUGGGUCCCUCUGCAUGCAGUUAUGGACUAAUUCAUUAUUUGACAGGUUGCAAAUGGGGUCAAAUACUGUGUGAUCUUCCCUGAACAUCCCCACUUUACUGGAAGGAAAAUCAUUGAUAAACACCCAAAGUUGGUUGACCCUAGGGAACUGUCUUGAUAUCUUGGGUUUGAGAUGAUUAGCCCCUAAACAACCAAAACCUUUGCUUUGUUAUCAUGACUGCUGUGCUCCAAAAAUCAAGAUUUAACUGUGAUAAUAAAUAUUAUUUUAUGUUAAACUCUUCCACUAUACAUAUUUCCUUCAGCCAAUGGAUUGUUUGUUUUGUGGCUCACAGACCUUGAGUAACUUGUACUCCUUGUAUUCCCAUCAACUCCCCCAGAUUUUACUACUCACCCCACACUGAUUAACCUUACAGCCUGAAUGUCUUUGGGGGAGGGGUGGCAUUUUGGCACAGGCUACAGCAUGGAAAAAGAUACUGAAAAUGUUAAACUUGUUCUGCUGUUUUGCUUUAUUUUACCUUUGAGUGCAUUCUCUAUUUGUGGAGGCAAAUACUUUAUUGUAAGAUUUUUUUUAAUACUGCAGUUCUCAAAAUACCAGAUUUUAUUCAAAUCAGUUCUGUUAAUCCAAAGUGGUGCUGAUUGAAAGACUCGUGGCACUGUAGGUUAUAGAUUGACGUAAUAAAUGCAGAAUGGCAGCUUCCAUGGUCAUAAGAAUCUGCGUGCUAUAGGAAUGGAAAUUUGUAUUCAUCAAUGUCAUAGCCUUAAUGAAAGGAGUCGGAAUGGUCUAACUCAGAUCCUCAUGGGAAGCCAGUAGCUAUUUCCUGGAAUUUUCCUUGGUGGUGGGAAGAGAGUAAUUUUUUACUUGUGAUGGUGUAUGCAGUGGCUCAAAGCAGACUGUCUGGCAGAUGUUCCCUGAACUAUUGUGAAAUGUAAUUCUCACUGUCGGAGGGGAGUGAUCCAAAGCCACAGAGACUAGUCUUCCUUAAUCCACCUCAUGACCAUGCAGUUCCACAUGACCCUCCUCUUGGGGAAACCCUUCUUAAGGAAAUUCUCUGAGCAAUGAACAGGAUAUUUUAAGAUCAAUGAACAGUGGUAGCAAAAAAUGAACUAAUUUUUAAAAAGUCUCUCUUGAUUUUAGCAGCCAAGAAGUUUUUUUUGCUGUUGUCAUGAAAUAAUGAUUCUGUUUAUGAUUUGUGUGUAGAGAUGCACUGUGUAAAUGGUGCAUUAGAAGCAAAUCAAUAUGAGAGUGAAGGUCUGCUUUACAAAGCUUCUGUACUAAAGCAGCAGCAGUCUCUUACUGUCCCAGUGCUGCCUGGAGGGCUAUGUGAUGGUGAGCCAGAGAGAAGAAAGCAUUCUCCAUAGUUCCCAAUGUUUGCAAUCCCUGGAUGAACCCCCCACCCCCAGUUUCCAAACAACUGUUGGUCAUGAUUUGGCUAUUUCCAUUUAGUUCUCCCCAGACUCCCCAAGCAGGCUUGAAGCUCAUGUCAGUUCCUAGUUCCUUGACUGCCUCUACAUUAUAGCGACCAAACCGUUUAAGGUUUUAAAGACUCAUCUUUUGAUUACUUAUCAUCCAAUUUUUAUACCUUUUUUACUCUGCCUUGCCACAGUCCAUGUAUACUCUGUAUGAAUUUACAGGUUAAACUUAAAAACAUCCGAAUAAAAUAACAAGAACACCUGUACUAAACUGAAAUUGGCAUUUCUGGUUAGGGGAAUGGAUGCAUAUCUCCCCUCAGCUUAAUGUGAAUUAUUACUGGAACAUGUUCAUUGUUCUGUAAAUGAGUUUGUUUGUUCUGCAGCUGUGGUUACAUGGAGUCAUUGUAAUUGGAGGGGUGAUUUGGCAGCUGUUGAAACUGAAUGUCAGUCAAGAAGAUUUAUUGAUUAGGCAAAUUCCAAUCCGAAUGUUGUAAGAAGAUACAUUCAAUAAAUAUUGCAAUAAGUGUUU
Messenger RNA from Pristis pectinata (smalltooth sawfish), 10035 nucleotides. It is a transcript of the gene b4galt4, whose product is annotated as UDP-Gal:betaGlcNAc beta 1,4- galactosyltransferase, polypeptide 4. The transcript has 7 exons. The record is from RefSeq and is a predicted model, not a curated record. Lineage: Eukaryota; Metazoa; Chordata; Chondrichthyes; Rhinopristiformes; Pristidae. Gene Ontology annotation, biological process: carbohydrate metabolic process. Gene Ontology annotation, molecular function: glycosyltransferase activity. The coding region runs from base 676 to 1749 and encodes 357 amino acids.